Molecule: messenger RNA, 731 nt
Organism: Calidris pugnax (ruff)
Lineage: Eukaryota; Metazoa; Chordata; Aves; Charadriiformes; Scolopacidae
Gene: PFDN1
Product: prefoldin subunit 1
Exons: 4
Coding region: 76-372 (98 amino acids)
Biological process (GO): protein folding
Cellular component (GO): prefoldin complex; cytoplasm
Molecular function (GO): protein folding chaperone
Source: RefSeq, a predicted model, not a curated record
CCCGCCCCGCCGAGGCGCGCAUGCGCAGAAGGACACGGCGCUUCCCACAGUGCGCAGGCGCCCUGCGGAGACAAGAUGGCGGCGCCCGUAGAUCUGGAGCUGAAGAAGGCUUUCACCGAGCUGCAGGCCAAGGUGAUAGACACACAGCAGAAGGUGAAGCUGGCCGACAUCCAGAUCGAGCAGCUGAGCAAGACGAAGAAGCACGCCCACCUCACCGACACGGAGGUCAUGAUGCUGGUGGAUGAGACCCGCAUGUAUGAGGGUGUGGGGAGGAUGUUUAUUCUUCAGUCUAAAGGAGUGAUUCAUAAUCAGCUCUUAGAAAAACAGAGAAUAGCCGAAGAGAAAAUUAAGGAAUUAGAGGUCAGAGUUUGAAGCUCCUUUUCUCUUGCUGAGGUGAAGAGAGAGAAGUGGAAUUUGAAGAGCCAAAGAAGUAGAUGUUGAAUGAGAAACCGCUACUUGAAACAGAAGACUCACCUGUGGGCGCGAGGCAUAAUACAGCAUGAAUAAAGCGUGGCUGCUGUGCACUGGUUUCCUGCUGAGAGCAGAAGUGCUGGUUUGGCUUUUGGAGCUGAACGUGCAGGCUGUGAAAUGCUGUGCUCAACUACCAGCGCCAGACAAGGCUCCACAGACACGUGGGUCUGGCCACUGGCUCUCUCUAAAGGCAGAGGCAUCUGAAUUGCAGUGCUGGGAGAAAUAUGUUGCUUUGAUCAUUAAAAGCCUGUCCGAAAGGA